CUUAUAGGUUAGCUGGAAUCCUCCAAACAAAAGAUUUAUUUGACAAGUCUAAUAGAGCUGAGUAAUCAUAAGAUUCAUAAUUUUUUGGAAUUUUUGUAUAAUUUUUCUAUAAAAUAUGUCCGAUUCUGAUAGAAAUGAUAAACUCUCACAAUUCACAGCUAUUACAGGUGCUUCUGAAGAUAGAGCCAAGUUUUUCUUAGAUUCUGCUGCUUGGCAAGUAGAUGUAGCAUUAGCGAGUUAUUAUGAAAAUGGGGAUGAUAAUCAAGUUGAUCUGAAUGAAUCAGUAGGAGAAAUACCCAUGGAAUCAGAUGUGGAUAUACCUCCACCAUUAAAUGAAAGUGAACCAUCUUCUGCCUCUAGUAGGCCUAAGACUAGAUCAAAAAAAACUAAUAGUAAAUUUGGUACUAUCAAUUCUUUAGCAAAAGAAGAGGACGAUGAAGAAGAAGGACAAGCUUUUUAUGCUGGUGGAUCAGAGCAUAGUGGACAACAAGUACUAGGUCCUGGAAAACGAAGGGAUAUUGUAGCUGACAUGUUUAAAUCAGUCCAAGAACAUGGUGUGGAAGUGGUUGAUCAACGUCCCAGUACAUCAGGGUCAAGAGCCUUUUUCGGCACUGGUUAUAAAUUGGGAGAAACCAGUACAGAUUCGGUGGCAGUUCCUGGAGUUGCUCAACCCCCUCAACCAAGUGAAAUAACUUUGAAAUUAUGGAAAGAAGGUUUCAGUAUAAACGAUGGCGAUUUAAGACCAUAUGCAGAUCCUCGCAAUAAAGAUUUUCUUGAUAGCAUUAAAAAGGGUGAAAUCCCAAUGGAAUUCAAGAAUAAGAGAGGUGGUGAAGUACAUUUAGCCAUGGAAGACCAUCGAAUGGAAACAUUCAAAGUUCCUGGAAAGAAAAAUAAAGUAUUUACAGGCACUGGCUACACCUUAGGGAAUCCUGCACCACCUGUAGUGGGGGCCUGUAGAGACGAAGAUAAACCCGUCAAUGAACAAGUAGCUCGAGAAAAUUUGAGAUUAGAUACUUCUCAACCUGUUACAAGUAUACAAAUACGGCUCGCUGAUGGGUCGAGAUUAGUAGCCCAGUUUAAUCACAUGCACACAGUGGCAGAAAUCAGGUCCUAUAUCCUGGCAGCAAGGCCUCAGUAUGCUACCCAAACUUUUGAUCUACUGACAUCUUAUCCUUCGAAAGUGUUGGAAGAUUCACAGACAAUAUCUGAAGCCGGCAUUGUGAAUUCGGCUAUCAUGCAAAAAAUGGUUUAGUUUGUUGUUGCAUAUGUGCAAUCUAAAAGUACCUUUUUUUUCUCAGUGUAAGUUUUUUGCUUAUCGAUAAGAAUUAGCCUUGUCGGCAUCUGUUCAAGUGUCUAGAACCUUUGGAAUAAAUUAUUUCUACAUAAUAUA
Molecule: messenger RNA, 1390 nt
Organism: Harmonia axyridis
Lineage: Eukaryota; Metazoa; Arthropoda; Insecta; Coleoptera; Coccinellidae
Product: NSFL1 cofactor p47-like
Exons: 5
Coding region: 116-1252 (378 amino acids)
Biological process (GO): membrane fusion; autophagosome assembly; Golgi organization
Cellular component (GO): cytosol; nucleus
Molecular function (GO): ubiquitin binding
Source: RefSeq, a predicted model, not a curated record